Diatraea saccharalis (sugarcane borer) is the source of this 1961-nucleotide messenger RNA. The record is from the annotation of a GenBank genome assembly. Lineage: Eukaryota; Metazoa; Arthropoda; Insecta; Lepidoptera; Crambidae.
AUGACUGCGCAAGCGUGGGAUUCCGAAUCGAUCGAGAGGUUAUUAGGUGUUGGUAGACUCUCUGACCAUUUGCGCGUAUUGCCAUUUGCACCGGCGCCCGCGCAGGCCGCGUUUAACGCACGUUCGACUAGCGAGUUUAGAGAUCGAUUGUUCCUGAACCUUCACAGUCCGCACCAAAACAAUAGCUUGAUCUUAACACCUUUACGACGUUUGAACGACGUUUUGACACUUUCAGAUGUAAAAUCUGUUAAAAAUCACACCAGCGCUAAGACGACGCCAACAAAAUCUAACAAUUCCUCAUCGAGCAACUCCACGACUAAUUCCAAAGACAAUCUGAAUGAUGACAACAUCAGCCAGAGCUCAAUCGGUGGUGGAAUAAGAGGGAAAUUGGCGGCACUGUUCAAUAAAGAGCAGACGAUAAGCGAGACAACAAUAGCGAAUAAGUUCAAGCAAGAGAGAGAAAGAGAAAUGGAGAUGCUACAGAACAGAUUUCACUAUAAGCCCAAUAACGAAAAACCGGAACAUAACAACGACUCUGAUGAUGAACAAAGCGAUCAUGACCCAUCGGAGAAAGCGCCUCUUAUGGGCAGCGCUUUAAAUCUAGCCCAGAAUAACAAGAAGCCGGAAAUAAUAUCCAAUGUACCCAAGGUUACUUUUGAUGAGAAACGGGAUGUAGAACCGAUUGUGAAAGAGGUCGAAAAGGAAAAGGUUGUGUCACAACCUGUAAAACGGAGAAGUUCACAAUCCCACGAUUCACCGAUCGUACUAUCCGUAUUAGAAGAUGUGAAAAGGAUUAAAGUUAAUAACAAUAAGAAGGACGUCGAAGCAAACGGUGUUAUAACGCAACAGCCCAGCCUUUAUCCACAUUUAUCUGACAUAGAAACUGACACUUCGCACGCACAGGACGAAUUUUCCGACUGUGGUGGAUCAAGCACGGAGGAAAAAGGACAAUGUAGUUCCAAUGACAAUCUUAAUAAAUCGGACAAUUGGGCUGAAACAUCUUUCGGCCGGGAAGUCAUGAACGUUGUAAAGAAAAAUAACACUAGUUACCAGAAAGCAGUGCGUGAAAGCUUGUCGGACAGUUCGGAAGGCAACUGCGAUAGUGAGUUAGACGACAUGCUAGACGAGGCACUUGGCGACGAAGAAGGACCCACACCGCCUAAAGUAAACAAGCAUGGCAGUAUAUCCUCGUCUACGAGCUUCGUGUAUCAGGAACGGGCGAAAUUCAAGUCGCCGCAGAAAACGUCGGCGGUUGGGACGCCGCGCGUCGACCGCGGCAACGAGCUAGUCCACAGCGUCAGCUUCUACCGCCGUAUGCAGAACGCUUCCUCCACGCAGUCGACUCCGGUGCGCGUAGUACGACACGCGUCGCCCGAACGCGAACCCCCUACCCCCGACGAACCCGCCGCAGCUGUAACCACUGUACGCCAGCGGAUACGUGAACUACAACAAGAGGUCACCAAACAGCAAACUGUUAUAUCGCAGGCAAGUCAAGCUCUAAACCUGUGCGCUGCAACUAUUGAGUUCAGUGGAUCCACAGAACAAGCAGAAGGCGAAAGACUGCUGUUAUUAGCAACCCACCGUCGUCAGGCGUGUCUCCAUGAGAUACAGCGGCUUCAAGUGGAAGGCGCCGGGCCUGCUGCUAAAGCGGGAAUGGCUUCAUUACAUAUCAACAGUAUCACAGUGCCAUUGAGAAGAGAUUAUAUGAGACAUCUCAAUGCCGACGGUGCUACAGGUCAUCACGUGCUAUGUUUGCUGAAAUGUCGUGAUCGAGUUUUAGCAACAAGUAUGCAGUUAACUCAGCCCACUACUGCUAACUUACACUUUCCUGACCAAAUACGGAUGGACGGCCUGGCCAGCGAUUUCCAUGUAAGUUACUACGUUUCGGCUACGGUAGCACAGGUUAAGCAACUUUUAUAAAAGCCGGUUAUAGGUUAGGUGACCAAAGAUGCAUUGUCUCG